Messenger RNA from Rhagoletis pomonella (apple maggot), 1387 nucleotides. It is a transcript of the gene Ipk2, whose product is annotated as inositol polyphosphate multikinase. The record is from RefSeq and is a predicted model, not a curated record. Gene Ontology annotation, molecular function: inositol tetrakisphosphate kinase activity; inositol-1,4,5-trisphosphate 3-kinase activity. Bases 164 to 1180 code for a protein of 338 amino acids. Gene Ontology annotation, cellular component: nucleus; cytoplasm. The transcript has a single exon. Lineage: Eukaryota; Metazoa; Arthropoda; Insecta; Diptera; Tephritidae. Gene Ontology annotation, biological process: inositol phosphate biosynthetic process.
AUAAUUUAGGCUCGAUAAUGUAUCGAUUAUAUUGCAACACUAUCAAGCUGAAUUAACUGUUUGGUUGCUCGGGUUUAUUGGAAAGAAGUCUUAUUACGAAUUUGCGUUACUCAUAUGUGUUUACAAUUGCUUUUGACGUCAACUCGCGGCAAGUUAUCCACCAAUGCCAAGUCAAAAUUCUACAAAAAUGUCGAAUAUAACCACAAACAAUAGCUCGGUUGUUGGGCAAUUCGAUAUUCAACUUCCUUCCGGGUUUGCAGCAAUGGAAACACAAGUGGCUGGUCACACAUUUGAUACAGCUGCUGUAGGCAUUUUACAAGACAACAGUGGUUGCGUACUAAAACCAUUUGGUAAGCCAGAAUGUGGUGCACGUGAACUAAACUUUUACGAAAGCUUGCAACAGGCAGAGAAAUCGAAUGAACCUAACAUAUUGAUGAUGCUACGUUCCCUGGUGCCCAAAUACCAUAAAAUCGUAAAAUUAGUAGUCAACAAUUGCGAGCAUACUUUUUUGAAAAUGGAGGAUCUCACAUACGGCAUGAAAAAACCGUGUAUAAUGGAUAUUAAAAUAGGAGAACGUACUUGGGAUCCAAUAGCAACAGAACAAAAACGCCGUGUAGAAGAACAAAAGUAUGCGCGCUGUAAACAAGUGUUGGGACUUUGUUUGCCGGGCUUCCAGGUAUAUACACUUACAGACAGCAAAGCGCUCCGCUACAGUAAAGAAUAUGGCAAAAAAUUAGACGCCGAUGGUUUUCGAGCCGCUAUUGCGCUCUUCAUUAACGCUCAAAACGGAAAAGUUUAUAGACUACUUGUAUACGAAAUACUGAAGCAACUAUACAGAAUCAGAGACUGGUUUAAAGUGCAAACACUUUACAAUUUCUAUGCCAGUUCCUUAUUACUAGUUUACGACUUUGACAAAUUUGAGGAACACUUCAAGCAAACAGAUAUGCACCGUUACAAUGGCAUUCCAUUGAGGACUAACGGCGAUGCACAUAACUAUAGCGCACAAAUAAAUUUUGGGAAAGUCCUGGGAGAUGAUUCAACAAAUGCAACACAAUGGGUUAAGGUGAAAAUGAUAGAUUUUGCACAUGUGUUCCCCGCCGAUGGCACAACUCCAGACCACAAUUAUAUAUUUGGAUUAGAAAAUUUAAUUAUGGUUUUUGAGGAAUUAAUGGAGCGAUAACAGAGUUGAGCACAGCCAAACUCUCGAAUGAUCAUUUGUAUGAAACUGAAAUAUUAGGAUAUACAUACAUUUAAUGAACAAAUUAUCUACUGCUCUUUUUAUAGAUAUAUAUAUUAUUUUGUAUUAUAUACUCAGUAUAAAGUGAACAAGUCUUGUAUUUCAAUGUAUGUAUGUACAGUAGAAGUUUAAUAAAAUUAUCCAAUAUAC